Messenger RNA from Haliotis rufescens (red abalone), 3777 nucleotides. RefSeq names its product E3 ubiquitin-protein ligase TRIM33-like. NCBI's taxonomy places the organism in Eukaryota, Metazoa, Mollusca, Gastropoda, Lepetellida, Haliotidae. Gene Ontology annotation, biological process: positive regulation of DNA-templated transcription. The coding region runs from base 22 to 1980 and encodes 652 amino acids. The record is from RefSeq and is a predicted model, not a curated record. The transcript has a single exon. Gene Ontology annotation, molecular function: zinc ion binding; ubiquitin-protein transferase activity. Gene Ontology annotation, cellular component: nucleoplasm; chromatin.
CGUUCCUUAUUUUCAGAGAUCAUGGCUGCAUUACCAUGUCAGUCAGUGACUGAUUCUCUGCAAGAUGACUUCCUGACCUGUGGUAUCUGCCUCGAGGUGUUCACAGAUCCCAGAAUCCUGCCUUGCCUCCAUACUUUUUGUUUCAAGUGCCUAUGCAUCCAUACUAAAUCUUUGAAGUCUUCUCACAGACCCCUGCUCUGUCCAGAGUGCCGUGAACCCUUUCCUGAAGAAAACGGUUUUGCAAAAAGCAACUAUUUUAUUAAUGGCCUCACAGAGUUAGUGAAAUGUAGAACUUCCACAGUGUGUAAAUGCACCCCUUGCAGUCUGCGUGACAAAACCUCCAGAGCAGAGAGAAAAUGUCUCGACUGUGGCGAUUUCCUUUGUUCAGCUUGCUCUCUAGGUCACAAUGCUUCCUCGCAAACACUGGGACACCAGAUUGUUACUCUCGUCGACCUACAAGAAGGAAAACACGAUACAAGGCUCAGAGAGUUGCAGAAAGUCAUGUGCCAGCAGCACCAGGACAAGCAUGUGGAAUACUUCUGUCAAACCUGCUCUCAGCCUCAUUGUAUAUCCUGUGUUCUGAUCAGCCACAGGGACCACCGCAUGCAGCCGAUCGCAGAAGCUGUACAGUGCAUUAGGUCCGUGAUUAAGGAAAAGGUUCAAGCUGUUCAUGAAGAUUUUCAGGAGAUUUCAAAACAAGAAAAUGAACUGUUAUCUUUGAACAAUGAUCUCGAAUCGAAGAAAGAAAUAAAGGAACGACUUAUUAAACAAAAUGCAAAACGUGAGAUUGACGAAGUACAUUCAAGGAAAAGUGUUUCAUUGAAAAAGCUGACAGAUGAAAUGGAAGCUGACCAGAAGGAACAGGAAACCAUGCUGCAGAAAGUGUUGCAACAGAAGGGUGUGAUGGGCAGCUGCGUGGACUUCUGUGACCACAUCCUGGAGAAGGCCAAAGAUGCUGAGUUGAUGAUGAUGGAACCCAUGGUGACUAGGAGGCUGCAACAACUUAAAGACCAAAGGUUGCUUUCUGAGAACAUUCUUCAACAGGAUGACAGGAUGGUCGAAAAUGAUGAGGCUUACACGAACAAACAAGUAACCAGUUACCUGAAGUCAGAAGAGACGCAUGAUGGCAAUCAUAAUUCUCAAACUGCUGUUCGUGGUCAACUUGAAUCGAAAGGCACUGCAAAAAAGAGCGUGCUCAAAUUUCAGAGAAAGUUUAAUACAAGAAAUAAAUCUGAUUUGAAGAUGCCUGACAUCAAAGGAAUGGCAUAUGGUUUAAAUAUUGGACUUGUCCUGUCAGACUUAGCCAAUAAAAAAAUAAAAGUCUUCAAUUCCAAUGGGGAAUUACGUCGAGAAAUCACGUGUGACAUGUUUGAACCAUUUGAUGUUGCUGUUGCCGGUAACAUCAUUGGAUCUGUCAGUGAGAAUUUCCUACUCAUCUUCACAUCAGAAGGUAGAAUGAAGACCAGAAUACAGUUGAAUAAAAAUAAAACAUAUGAAAGUCUUCCCUUCACUUACAGUCUCGCUGCAGCAGAACACGUGGGAUUCGUGGUUGGUAAUACUCCUGGUGACAACAGACUCCGGCUGUAUGGCCUGGACGGCACCUUCACCAGGUACGUCAACUGCCGCACGAGACCUCCCCUCGCAUCUCUCUCAGUCACUCCAGCAGGGGACGUAGUCAUCAGUGAAUGGGGAAGUGGCAGUCUGAGAUUACUGUCUAAGGAAGGUCUUGACAAAUGGCGGAGUGAGAAAUAUGAAUCUGGUUGGAACCCAAAUGGAAACUGUGUCUCUACUCAUGGAACUAUUUUUGUAGCGGAUUAUGACUGGGGUGGUGUGUGCGUCUACAGCCCUGAUGGUACAAACACUAUAGAUCACAGCACUGCGUGUGAUGGCUUAAUGAAUCCAUCUUAUGUAGCUGUUGAUGAAGAUGGGCUCCUGUUUGUUAGUGAUAAGAAGGGAAUUGUGAAUGUUUAUCGAAUAUGAAUCUUGUUGCUGUAUCUCUGAUAUGUGUUUCAAGUGGUUGCAAGGGAAGAAAGAUAUUUAAAAUGUGUAAUUGUAGAAUAUGUACUCUCCCGAAAGGUAAGGGAUAUUCGAAAAUAACAGAAGAUUACAGAAAUACAAAGAAAUAUCGAGUGAUGGAAAUGAAUGGAUAAGAAAACGGAAGGGCUAGGUGUAACAUGACAAUCAGCAGAACAUGACGGUGUAGUGUAAGGAUGCAAACAACCAAGGAAGACGACAGGGGUGUGCAGUAAAACAGUGAACGUUUGAGGUGACUCAUGUCCAAACGAUUGGUACAAAAAUGCUUUAAAAUGCGUGGCACGGUCCGAUUCAAUCUACCAGUGACAAUUUGAUGGGGUCUUGUCUACUGGCCAAGGUUCCGCUAAGCUAGUAUGUGGCCUUUGCCGUCGGCGCAUACGCCUCCCGAUCAAGUCCCAGACGUGCUCCAUGGGGGAAAGUUCAGGCCAUUGCAUUCUAGUAAUGCCAGGUGGCCAGUUAAGUGAACUAAAUGAUGUUAUCAGCUUGAAAGAACAAACACGGAUCCGGACUAGCGCCAGUGUGUUGUCUCGUUAGUACUGUCCAUUGACCCUUCCGCGAACAACAUGCAGUAGCGUUCUGGCAGUCACAGUGAUCAUAUAGUGUUGGUGGUGGUUCAACAUGUGGUCACGGAGCAUGCAGAUUAGCUGCAUGAAGGCGAUUUCUAAUCGUCCGUUUAGUAACUCUGGUGGCCUGGCGCAAGUGAACAGUGAUUUAACUGGCUGUUUGGGCUCGAUUCUUGAAGCAUGGUUUGUGAAUAAUCGAUCCUGGACUUGUGAUGUUGACUUAAGACGCCUUUGCGAGGCCCAUCUUUGACCUUCUGUGUCUGAAGAAGCCUACCCAAAAGUGUGCAAUUCACAGACUGAGAACAUUGAACAUAGUGAUACCAGUUCUACCAGUUUGAAGUAUGCCAAUAGCCCUAAGGCGUUCAUUUCGUUAUGGAAGACACUUUCCCAAUCUGGUCCCAAAAACUGGAUUUCUAAGCUUGUGAGCACCACUCACUCGGUAUGAAUCACUAUCAAAUAGUGAGGAUACCACAUCACUACAUGCACAGUUCCAUGCACAUCUCACGUCACGUGGACUUGCUUCACGUUACACAUACGUCACUCCACGUUACACAGAUUUGACAUUGCACAUAACACUCUUCACGUUACACAUACGUCACUCCACGUUACACAGAUUUGACAUUGCACAUAACACUCUUCACGUUACACAUACGUCACUCCACGUUACACAGAUUUGACAUUGCACAUAACACUCUUCACGUUACACAUACUGAACCUCACGUUACACAAAGUUAGCUUCACGUUACAGUACACAUGGUGGCAAUAUGAUGACGAUGCUUUUCCUUCCGGUUCAUCUCAUACAUAUGAACAACUGAACAAUGAGAAGAAAAUAUCUGAUAACACCAUUAAAAUACUAAGAUUAUUUCUUCGCUUUUGAGCAACAAUUUUUAUUGCUAUUUCACGUGCUGUUCUUAUGCAAACUACGUGAUUCUUUGUAUGACAUCAUAUGAAUCAAUAGUUAGUACCAUCUUGUGUCUCUAUUUGUUGAAGCCAUCGUGUAGGGUCAGGAUAUAUGGUAUCCAUUCAUACAAUUAUCACCUCUAUUUUGCUUGGAGCCCAAUCGAACCUGCUUCGCCGGAUAAUCAAGACUGAUAUUCUCCGGCAUUGACUUCUUAUAUUUACUGCUGAUGGAGCCUUUGGUCUCAAGUUCUCAUAAAAGCGCACAGGUGAAAUUUUCAAA